AUGGCUGAGUCGCUGCUCCCAUCGACACAGCUGAGUUCAUUCCUAACUGACCCAUCUAGAUCAGCAGUUCCCAGUAACCAUACCGCAGACGAGUCCGAAUUUGACGAUUCAGACGAAGCUGGGGCCAAUGGAAGCGUUCUACAGAAAUCAUUCACCCAACUGUUUUCCCGUGGCUCGCCCAACCGUGGGAUCCCCGACCAGCACACUUCAUCUCAACGCGAUGAAAGGUUAAACAAUGAAAGUAGGAGCAGCAGCCCUACAAGUAGCCAUCAUAGUGAGGAAUUUCAAAACCUGUCGUUUAUGAAUGAUACAAGAGCACAAUUUGAUUUGGCUAUAAACUUGGAUGAUAAGAAAUUUUCUCAGACAGCGAGAUCACUACUGCUGUGGUUGCAGUCUAACGGAGACAAAAGAGUGUCAUCUAUUCGAAAAACGCCGCAAUUCCAUGGCCCGAAAGUACCGACAUUUGUGGAGUCGUCGGCAAUGCAGAAGCAUGAAGAUCUUGUCAAGCAGCUCACAGACUGUAAAAUUCAGCUCAGGCUCUACGAUAAAUUCCUUCAAGACCUAAUCGACAAGAAGCAGAUUGACGCGGGCGACAUUUCUGGCUUUCAUGAGACAUGGGAAGAGAGAGACCUGACUGUGGUGAAGCUUCGUCAGGAGCAUGAGGAAAUGACAACCCUAAUUGAGGAUUUAUACGCAAGUCUUGAGGAAAGCCAACAGAAGUGGCAGCAAGCGGACAAGAGGGCAGAAGUGUUGCACAAAUCGUUCGAGGACAUAAAGGAUGAAAUUUCAAAGCUUUUGCUACUGGCUGGCAUACUGGAAACGUUGGUGCUACAUCAUGACGACGCAUCGUAUGUUAGUCUGGCUAUUCCCUUGCUCCGAAAUCUUGUCGAUUCUAGCGUCUCGCGUCAAAGAGUGGCUGAAUUGGAAACGAAGAUUAAAGUGUACGAGAAGGAGGCGACACAGUCAGAAAGGCUUUUAGCUCAACAGACCGAAGAAAUAGCAUCAUGGCAAGCCAAAUUCAAUGAACUUCAAAUACAGAAUGAGGAACUUCAGGAUGCUGCCAACACCACACCCCCAAGGAUAAGUAAAGAUGUCGAAGCUCGGUUUGCAAAGUACGAGGCGAUGAUUGAUGAUCUACAAAGACAAAUUAACGAAAGGAAUGAUAUCACUAGACAAACGUCAGCUACUGACAUUGCCGAGAGCACUCAUCAUAUUCAGAAACUCGAAACGCUUCGAGAUGAAUAUGCAGCACUUCAACAGUCACAUGAAGACAUGAAGAGAGAGUUAAAACGCACGACGGAGUCUUCAGCAGCCACUAUCGAGUCACUAACGAGGCAGCUUAACAAUAGAAAAUCGGAACAACUCGCGCUCAGAGACCAACUUGCAUUAUUCAACGAGGUUAAGCAGGACCUCGAUAAAGCGGUAGAGAAGCAGAGAUUGCUACAGUCAGAGAAAAUCAAGCUCUCAUACCAAUUGGAGGAGCUAAAGCAGGACAGGAUUAAACUUCAAGGUAAUGUUGAUUUACUAACUGAAAAAUUGAAGGACACUCAGCUCGCUGAAGUUGUUCAAGACUCGCCCAUUGCAGACCAAGAGUCAAAAAUCAACUUUCAGCAAUUAUAUGAGUAUGACAUCGAACAGCUCAGCAAGCUUGGCGAUACAUUUGAUCGAUUAGUGGAUGAUAGCCUGAUCAACGAGCCGCUUGAGAAGGUCAGAACGAUCAAAGAUUUUCUCUCCAAGAGCGAUGCACUCAUACUUGAAUAUCCAGAUGAUGUUGUUAGUGACUUGUUGCAGUGUCACAAAAGCCUUUUUAAAUAUUUCACUAAAGCAGCAGACUUGUCGGUGGACGAUCACAUCAGCCUUUUGUUAAAGAAGCAACAAAGAGCAGAGGAAAACGACCGAUACGUCAAAAAGCUAUCCCAGAGGAUUGCUGAGCUUGAAGCUCAAAAUGAUCAAUUGAGUAGAUUGCAAGAAGAAGAUGAAGCAAACCUUUCCAGCAACGACUUGAGGUACCAGGAGCUCACUGCCCGUUGGAAGGCUGAGCGCGAAGCGAGGGUUUAUGAGAAUCGACUAGCUAAAAGAAAAUUUAGAGAACUCGAAGAUGAGAUUAGCAGACUUAGGGAAGGCAUAAGCGAUACGACGGCUUCAAGCAGAAUAUAUGAAUAG
Messenger RNA from Candidozyma auris, 2163 nucleotides. RefSeq lists its product as uncharacterized. The transcript has a single exon. The record is from RefSeq and is a predicted model, not a curated record. Lineage: Eukaryota; Fungi; Ascomycota; Pichiomycetes; Serinales; Metschnikowiaceae. The coding region runs from base 1 to 2163 and encodes 720 amino acids.